Mytilus californianus (California mussel) is the source of this 6396-nucleotide messenger RNA. Its product is annotated as A disintegrin and metalloproteinase with thrombospondin motifs 18-like. Bases 316 to 3804 code for a protein of 1162 amino acids. NCBI's taxonomy places the organism in Eukaryota, Metazoa, Mollusca, Bivalvia, Mytilida, Mytilidae. The transcript has 24 exons. Gene Ontology annotation, molecular function: metalloendopeptidase activity. The record is from RefSeq and is a predicted model, not a curated record. Gene Ontology annotation, biological process: extracellular matrix organization; proteolysis. Gene Ontology annotation, cellular component: extracellular matrix.
CUACUUCUAAAUUUAAAGCUAUUCCACUUAAUACCGUUGGGCAAAAAUUAUCGCAAAUGCUUCAUAAAAAUAUUUAACAUUUAUUAAUUUCAUAUUGAUAUACUUUAAAUGUUAAAACUUACAAUACACUUUUUUUCUACUACGUAUAUUUCACACCUAGAAAAGAGAAUUCUGGGUCGUGCAGAGAUAUUGUGAACAGUCAUCUUUUAUGAUUAGAGGAUAGUCAAACGAAAGUAACUUUAUAGCAAAAAAUAGCAUUAUGUUCAUGCAUAACAGCAAUUAAGUUCAGGAAAUUCUUUUCUAUGGAGUUGAAAAAUGAGGCUUCACGGACUAUUAUCAACUCUGAUAUUAUUUCAAAUGCAGAAUCUAACCCUACCAGUAUUAGGAACAAACUCAGGGAAACUGCUACCUCGAGAUUACCAACUGAUAUACCCUAUCAUAUCAGACGAACCUUAUAUUUCGACUGUAUACUCCAACCAGAGACACCGCCGUAGUGCUCCACAACUCAGGAACGACCUGUUUUUAAAUUUCACAGCUUUCAAUCAAACAUUCCAGCUUCAUCUUAGACGUAAUAAACAUUUCGUAGCACCUCAUUCCUAUGUCCAAUAUCGAUAUUACAAUGUAUCAUCAUCAUCUGAAAGUAUUGAUAAACAGUGUUAUUUCAAAGGGAAAGUUGCUUCAAGGAGAGGAAAAGCUGCUGUAUCCCUAUGUGAUGGUGUGAAUGGAGUUUUGCAGCUUGAAGAUGAUGACUAUAUAUUUGAGCCAGCACCCCAUCAUUUAUUGUCCACAUCUUACGGUGAUACAGAAGCAUCCCACAUUCUGUACAGAGCUUCAUCUUCAUCAGUACAAAAUCAAUACUUUGAUACAAAUUAUACUAUAGAAAAUAAUAAAAGUGAUAUUUAUUAUAAUCCAUCAAGACGAAAAGAAGCAGAAUUUGAUGAAAACCAGACAUUGCACAAUGGUAGUUAUAUAUAUUUCAACCCUGCCAGAAGGAAGCGAGCUACACCCAGAAAAUUGGUGAAGACAGUGGAAACUUUAGUGGUUGUAGAUAAACAUGUUUACUGGAAACAUGGAAGAAAUAACAUCACAACAUAUGUACUUAGUAUGUUUAAUAUUGUGUCUCAAUUGUUCCAAGAGAGUGGUAUAAGAUAUAGAGUCAAGAUUGUUGUUGUUGGUUUGGUUAUCUUGGAAAGUAAUGAGCCAGGUUUGAAUAUAAACAACAAUGCAGACAAGACAUUGAACAGUUUCUGUCAGUGGCAGGCUUUGAUAAAGAAAGGGAGACAAAAAAAACAUGACCAUGCCGUACUCCUUACAGGACUUGAUAUAUGUGCCUUCAGCGACAAACCAUGUGAUACAUUAGGGUUUGCCCCAAUUAACGGUAUGUGUGAAGAAGCUAGAAGUUGUAUUGUGACUGAGGAUAGUGGUUUAUCUACAGCCUUUACUAUAGCUCAUGAGAUAGGACACAACUUUGGUAUGAUGCAUGAUGGUACAGACAAUCCAUGUAGAUCUAAUGCUGGAACAAUAAUGUCACCCACACUCAGUUCUAGGACAGGGUUGUUCAGAUGGUCCAGAUGUAGUAAACAUUACCUUGACAGGUAUUUCAAUACCAUACAGGCAUCAUGUCUUGAGAACAGACCUCAUGGACUUGGAGAAUUACAGUUCCCAGACAGACUGCCAGGAGAACUGUUUGAUGCAGACACUCAGUGUAGAUGGCAAUUUGGAAGAAAUGCAAGACUCUGCAUAUUUGAUUUUGGAAAGAGAGAGAUUUGUCAGAAGUUAUGGUGUUAUAAAGGAGGAUUGAUGUGUGAGACAAAGUUCCUACCAGCAGCAGACGGUACUUCAUGUGGUAAUGGUAUGUGGUGUAAACAGGGUAAUUGUGAGUCAUAUGGAAGAAAAGGUCCACAGCCUAGAGAUGGAAAUUGGUCUAUUUGGGCAGAAUGGGAACAGUGCUCCAGGACCUGUGGAGGAGGGGUUAAAAAAAGGAAUAGACUCUGCAGUAAUCCUUUGCCACAGUAUGGAGGAAAGAAGUGCCUGGGGAAGUCAGAAAUAUACAAGCUUUGUAAUCUACAGGAAUGUCCAUAUGGCAGCAAAGAUUUCAGAGAAGAGCAAUGUAGCUACUUUAAUAAACAUAGAUUUAGAGGAUUUAUGUAUAAAUGGAUGCCUUAUAAAAGGAUAUAUGAUGAACAUGACCAGUGUAAGUUGUACUGUCAAGCUGAUGGAUUUAACUUCUAUUAUGCCUUGUCUAAACAAGUAGAUGAUGGGACCAGAUGUAAUGGCUACAGUGAUAAUAUCUGUGUACAAGGGAAAUGUAAGACCGUUGGUUGUGACCUGGUGGUUGAUUCUACAGCAAGAAAGGAUAUUUGUGGUAUAUGUAUGGGAGAUGAUUCUACAUGUCGUAAAGUAAACGGAAGAUUUGACAAACAGCCUCCUACAAACACUUAUUUUCCUAUAAUGGUCCUACCCAGAGGAGCUAGAACUAUACAGAUUGCUGAAGAAGCCUUGUCACGUAAUUAUCUAGCUGUCAGGGACAUAUAUGGGAAGUACUUCCUGAAUGGGAAUUGGCAUCUGAACUCUAAUGGAGCUUACUCCAUUGCUGGAGCUAAGUUUAUAUACAAGAGAAGUUAUAUAGAACCUGAAAUUCUUACAUCAGAUGGACCAUUGUUAGAAGAUGUAGUGUUAGAGAUUCUUACACAAGGCAAGAACCCAGGAGUAACUUAUCAAUAUACAUUACCAAAAACAGACGACAGACCAAGGAGAUAUAACUUUACAUGGACAGUCAAAUUAUCUACUUGUAGUGAGCAGUGUGCUGGAGGUAUACAGAAAUCUUCAGCCCACUGUUACCGUGGUGAUGGAGAAGAAGUGAACCCACAUGUGUGUGAUCAGACUUCUCGUCCUAGAACUGGUAUCUCAUCCUGUCAUACUAGACCUUGUCAGCCAGGCUGGUAUUCUGGUCCUUGGACGGAGUGCACCAGAACUUGUGGAGGUGGUAAACAGAAAAGACGUGUCUACUGUAGCCAGAAAAUAUCUCUCACUAAAGAAAGGCGAGUGAGACGUAAUCGAUGUAGUCAUCUAAAAAAACCAGCAAGAAAAAUACCAUGUAACACUCAGGAAUGUCCCCCAUCAUGGCAUGCCAAGGGAUGGUCAGAGUGUACUGUAACUUGUGGAUCUGGAAGAAAGGUUAGAGAGGUGACAUGUCUCAGUCAUACAACACGUGGAUCUGUCUUAUUACCAGAUAGUAUGUGCCAUCACCAGCCUGCUAUGGAUAAGGUAACCCGUUGUCAGAUGCCUACCUGUCCACCUAUGAUAACAUACCAAUGGAGUGUUUCUUCUUGGUCACAGUGCUCAACGACAUGUGAUUAUGGUAUUAGAAGAAGAGAACUGACAUGCAAUCGACAGAUAGAAAACAAUGAAGAAAUCCAGACGGUUAGGCCCGAGUAUUGUCAGAAUAUACCUCGACUCACUCAAAAACUGUCAGAAAGAUGUAUCAUUCAGAAGUGUGCCAAAACAAAGCCAUAUUGGUACACAUCACCUCUAUCUCAGUGUUCUGUCAGUUGUGGAAGAGGAAGUCAGACUAGACUGGUUCACUGUUUAGAUGAGCUUACUCAGGAAUUAUCUACAGGCUGUGAUUGGGCUAAGAAACCAGAUUCUCAAAACGUCUGUGUUAAACCUGGAUGUCCAAAACCAGAUCCAAGGUGCACAGACCAAUUCAAAUGGUGCUUUUUAGUCCCGAAACAUGGAAUAUGUCAUCACAGAUUUUAUGGAUCAAAAUGUUGUCGUUCAUGUCGUGGAUUCUUCACAGGAUAAUAUUUCUCCAAUAUUCAGGGAACCUCAGAUUUCAUAUUUGACACUGUUGACAAGAACUAUUAUGGAUAAGACAAAUUCAAAGGGAAAUAACUCUUGUUUGUUGGACAAAUAUUUUAUAUAUGAUUAAUUUUUUUGACAGACAAUUGAUAUGUAUGUGAUAUCUACAUUUAAUCAUUGCCAACUUUUUUUCAUCAUUUGUUACGUCUGUAUUUUCAUGUCACGUGACAAUCUUUUACAAAAUGUUUAUUAAUUUGUCAGUUUCUUUUAAAGUAACCAAAGGGUACAAACUAGCAAAUAAAUUAUGUAUUUUACAUUUAAUAUGAGUAUAUUUGAUAUUGUAUUUUAUUGAUGCUGUAUUUUUAAUUAAUCAAAAUGUCCUGUAUACAGUUUUGUAUUUAUUUAUAUUUGUUGAAAUGUUUUUUAAGGGAAUUUUUUAAUUAGCUGCAUCUGAUAUUAAAAUUACUUCUGAAUGAGAAACAAUUGUAAAUAGCUGAAUAUAUUAAUCCUAUUGUAGAGGAUCAGUGUUCUAAAAUAUGAUCACAUAUCUGUAUUACAUAUUUAGGUGUAAAAUGCUAAAAUGUUAUCUACAUUUUGCAAUUUACAUUCUGAAGACGAAUAUUGUUUACUUACAAUAGAAAACAGCAUUUUCUUAGGUUAUUCCAUUAAAUUUAAUGUUGGAGGUAUGGAACCAAGGUUUUUUUUUUGGACAUUGGUCAUGGGUCAUUUAUGUUUGUAUUUCUACUUGAUGUUUGUAAAAUUACUAAUAAAAAUUAAGGUAUUUCGGUUAGAAGUAAGGGAUUGAAAGUCCCGUCCUACCUUCCCACCUCUGUAAUAGAAUAGUCCUGAUAGCAAUUUACCUUGUGUAAUCCUGAAAUUUAUUCAACAGAACAUUAAAACUGUGGGAAUAAGUAAAUGGAUAAGAAUAAUGUUAUGGGAACAAAACUAGAAAAUUAGAGCUUGAUGAAAUAAGUCAACACAUUAAUUUUACAUUGUUUAUUAAUAUUAUAUCAUAUUAAUGUCAGAUGUACAGUUUCUAUUGUUAUUUUAAAAAAUAUAUUUAUGUAGAAUGUCAUAUAUGCAUUUGUUAUAUCAUGUGAAGCAAAAUUGUGAAUUUAAUUGUCAUUUGUCCUGGAGUUUAAAGUUGGACAAGGUCUCUCAUAUCCAUUGGUUAGUAAGUUGACGCCGGUCAAGUAUUUCUUUCUUUAGUAUAGAGACUUAGUUGUUUCAUUAUCUUUCAUGUGGACUGGUACUUUUUCCUAUUUGUAGGUGGUUCUUUAUAUAUAUUCAAAAACUGUGGUUUCAUUAUUAUUCGUGUGAUACCAAUUUUCUUGGAUAUCGUUGAUAUAGGAAAACCACGAAUUUAAAUGUUCAACAAAGUAGAAAUUUACUUUAAGCUUGAAUGCAGACUUUGGCAAAACCAUGAAAUUAAAUAUCCACGAAAAUAUGGUUUUUCCUCAAUCAACAAAAAUUGGUACCCAUGAAAAUAAAAGAAUGCACAGUAGUACCUUAUAUAAAAAUUCCAGAAUGCAAGGUAUUGUGGAAGGGUUUAAGUACUGGGUACCGCCUUUUAUUCAAAGGCGAGUAAACAUGGUUGCAUGGGUAUUCCUUACAUACAAUCGCAGCAGUGUCAUGAGCAUUUCAUACUUUUUCAUCCAAAUGUAUUGGAUUUAUCUCAACUGUUCUUUUUCAAAUUAAUCAAGGGAGACAAUUUAUAAAUGAUCCAGUGCAUCAAAAUCUGUCAGUUUGUAAAUGUAUGUAUCCCAUCAAAGUUUAUGAAGUUUAUGAAGUUUGUUCUUUUAUAAAUUUCAUUCAUAAAUAUGCAUUACACCAAGAUGUCAUUAAAUGUACUUGGAUACCCUGCAUUUAUCAUGCUUUUCAAAAACAUAGGGUCAACCGCUGAAAGAUCCCCCCCCCUCCACCCUUCCUAAAUUUUGAAAACUAUUAUUCUGCAUUGACAAAAAUAUCUAACGCCCCCCAAGGUGUAUCUAAUAGCUCACACCCUUGAUAUUCAUAUUCCAAGCUUUAAGCUUAAUUUUACUAGGUGUGCUUUCUUUAUGUUAUUGAUUUAGAGCUGUUCCAAAUUUUAUCCAAAGGGAAAAGGGGGGGGGGGGGAUUGGAACACUCAAAAUAUAGGUGGUUGCAUUUUCCAUAGAAUUUUGUAAAAAUUAUAAGUCAAAUAGAUAUUUUGUUGUAUAGGUGGUUGGGGUCUUAAAAAAUGUUAUAUUUUGUACUGGAACAGCCAUUAGGUAAGACCACUAGUUUUCUCAUGAACUUUUCAUAUUUAUCAGGAGCUAUAUAUAACACACAGUCAUUUUUGGUUCUUUGGCAAUCCUAUCAGGUCUAUUAUUUCUACUCAAGUUUGACAGUUGUCUCUUUAUUAGAAGGCCCAUAAAUUGAAAAGUCUAAUCUGUCAAGAAAUGCAUUGCAUUUUUUCAGCUGAUGUAUGGGAGACAACUCAUGUUCACAUAGUCUUGUGCAAUUGCAAGUUUUUAAUUUUAAGAUUUUUUUCAGGAUCAUAGUAAUAUAUAUGUGUUUUAUACAAUUAAGUAUUUUAUAUAAAAAUUGUCAUUAAUAAACAUUUGAUACAGCUUU